Molecule: messenger RNA, 1164 nt
Organism: Helianthus annuus (common sunflower)
Lineage: Eukaryota; Viridiplantae; Streptophyta; Magnoliopsida; Asterales; Asteraceae
Exons: 1
Coding region: 1-1164 (387 amino acids)
Source: RefSeq, a predicted model, not a curated record
AUGGAAUCCAAACUUCACCCUGCCAUGACUAUCUCUAACAUCAAAAAUUUCAUCCCUAUCACUCUAGAAAUCAAAACCGACCACUACACAACCAGGGCAGAACUAUUCCAAGUCCACUGCCGUGCCUACCAGGUGUUUGAUCACCUAGAACCCCCUUCACCAUCGGUCGCCGCGGCUGCUGCUUCCACCGCCGAUGGCAAAUCUCCAGCUCCCGUCGUCGAUCCAUCUUGGUCUCGCCUGGAUGCCAUCGUCCAACAGUGGAUAUAUGGGACAAUAUCCACCGACCUCCUUCACACCAUCAUCUCUACCGGGCAGUCAACAUAUGAAGCAUGGACUGCUGUUGAAAACCAAUUCAAAGAUAACAAAAAUACUCGAGCCUUCUAUAUCCAACAGGAAUUUGCAAAUGUUUGUUUGGAAAACUACCCCAACAUGGUGGCCUAUUGUAUGGAAGUCAAACUCCUUUCUGGUCAAUUGACAAGUUUUGGGUCUCCUGUUGAUAAUAAUCGACUGGUUCUUCAUCUCCUUGCCGGUCUCACUGAUCAGUAUGAUGGUAUCUCAACCAUUCUUCAAAACCGAGAUCCACUUCCUGAUUUUAGUGAGGUUCGGUCUCGCCUCACCAUGGAAGAAAAGAAGCGGACCCAUCAAGCCACUACAGCCGCUAAGGCCAGCGCAACUGCGCUUCACACCGCAGCAACAACACUCACUGACUCCCCCUCCAACAGCAGCAGCUCUUCAGGUCGUGCCCGCCUCUCCAACAGCUAUAACAACAGUCGCGGACGCAGCCGCGGGUGGGGCAGACAGUCGGGUGGUCGUGGUGGCCGCUCCUCUUCUCAGCAGCCAUAUCCCUUUUCUUGUUGGGGACAGUUUCCGUGGAUGCCUCAGUUUAACUCCUCCACCUUCCCUUGGCCACCUUCCAUGGCCCAACCACCAUGUCCGUACCCAUCUGCCCCUCGGACCACCAAUAAUAACAGUGCAGGAAUUCUUGGUCCUCGCCCGAAUCAGGUGUACACAACAGGAUACUCGCCCACUGACAUCGCCCAAGCUCUUUACACUCUCUCUCUAAGCCAUACAACUCCAUCAUGGAUUCGGAUGCUACCGGUCACGUGGGCAAUGAAAAUGGUACGUCUUCUCCGUCUAAUUUUAAUACUUGCACUAAAAACAUAA